This is a messenger RNA of Pomacea canaliculata, 366 nucleotides long. RefSeq lists its product as uncharacterized. Lineage: Eukaryota; Metazoa; Mollusca; Gastropoda; Architaenioglossa; Ampullariidae. The transcript has a single exon. Bases 1 to 366 code for a protein of 121 amino acids. The record is from RefSeq and is a predicted model, not a curated record.
AUGUCUGACCAUUCCUACUUCAACCACUACCCCAUCUCUCACAACCACCCCUACUCCGACAACCACCCCUACUCCAACAACCAGCACUACGACAACUACUCCUACUCCAACAACCACCACUACGAGAACUACUCCUACUCCAACAACCACCACUACGACAACCACCCCUACUCCAACAACCACCACUACGACAACUACUCCUACUCCAACAACCAUCACUACGACAACUACCCCUACUCCAACAACCACCUCUACGACAACUACUCCUACUCCAACAACCACUUCUACUUCAGCCACCACCCCUUCUACAACGACACCAAGUACAACGACCAAACAAUACAAAGUGUCGCCGGCUUCCUAAGAUAG